CCGGUACCGUCCAGCGUCAGUUCAUUCGGUGGCAGUUCAUUUGUGGCAGCCGUCCCGAGUACGGCCGCGUGCUGCAAAACACACAAAACCUCGUCACAGGAAACGGUUGACUUUCCAACCUUUCGACAGAAACGGUUGGAGCCAUUCCAAUUCCGUCCAGCGCUCCCGUACGGCGCUUGAUUAAGAGAUCAAAAAGAUCACAGCGAACGGCGUGCGGCGGACACACUUUUUUCUAGCCUCUAGCCUGACGACGACGAUGGCGCGGCUCGCAAAGCAACCAUCGCCAUUCCGCUGCAGAACGAUCGUUUUUCAACCGAAAUUGACAUGUUCGAGCAGCUUGCUAUUGUUGUGCUGCUGGCUGGCGCUACUCCCUUCCCCGGAGGCACACACCAUCAUCGAGCGACCUUCGCGUCCAUCACCGGAGGAUUAUCGGUACCAGCGCGCCCUGCUAGCCUCCGAGGAAGCCGACCUUGCAUUCGGUGCCGACAUCCCACUCGCCGGUAACGAGAUCCUCGUGAACAAUCACCUGAUGGACCUGAAGCGCGAUGAGCUCGAGAAGGGCUACACCAAUCCGUUCAACUUUUCACCCGCACGCCACUUCUUCGAAGUGCUGGACCAGAUUAACGCAUCGCCACUGUUUCGGUUCGUGCGCGAGCUACCGAAGGGAGCGGUGCUGCAUGCGCACGAUACCGCCCUGGCCAGUACGGAAGUGAUCGUGAAAGCCACCUAUCAACCGCACCUGUGGCAGCGUGGCUGUUUCGAGCACGGCCGGCAGCCCGAAUUUCUUUUCUCCCGCACGAAACCCACAGCGCCCCAGCGAGGAAAUAAGCAUAACGAUGGUGAUGACGAUGAUGACUGGGAGCUGGUGCAAACCGUCCGAGAAAGGAUGGGCCCGGCCAGGUACGAUGAGCACGUCCGGCAGCUAUUCUCACUGUACACGCCAGACCCGCAGACCGCGUACCGCAGCAUCAACGAUGUGUGGGAUCGGUUUAGUCAGAUCUUUCUGGCGUUCAAUCCCAUCGUUACGUACCGGCCCGUGUGGGAGUUCUACUUCCGGGAGGCGCUGCGGGAGUUUCACGAGGACAAUGUGCUGUAUCUGGAGUUUCGCGGACUGCUACCUACGCUAUACGACCUGGAUGGCAAGACUUACGGGCCGGAGGAGGUGGUACAAAUCUAUCGCACAAUCACGGAGGAGUUCAAAGCCACCCAUCCACGGUUUGCCGGUACGAAGUUCAUCUACGCGCCGUUGCGACUGGUCGACAACCAGACGAUGGAUCAAUACCUGAGCCUUGCCGAACGGUUGCACCGCCUGCACGGUGACUACGUGGUAGCGUUCGACCUUGUCGGCCAGGAGGACCUGGGCCGCCAGCUGCUGGAUUUUGUACCCCAACUGCUCCAGCUGCCCGCGUCCAUCAACUUUGUGUUCCAUGCGGGCGAAACCAACUGGAACGGCAUGCCAUCGGAUGGCAAUUUGUUCGAUGCCAUCAUGCUCGGCACGAAGCGUAUCGGGCAUGGCUACUCGCUGCUCAAGCAUCCGCUGCUGCUGGAAAAGGUACGGCAGCGCAACAUUUGCGUCGAAAUCAAUCCCGUCUCGAAUCAGGUGCUCCGGCUGGUAGCCGACCAUCGGAAUCACCCGGCCAGUGUACUGUUUGCGUCCGACUUUCCGCUGGUCGUGUCGUCCGAUGAUCCGUCCUUCUGGCGCGCUGCACCACUGAGCCACGACUUUUACAUGGCGUUUCUCGGCAUGACGACGGUCGGGCAGGAUUUGCGCGUGUUUAAAAAGCUGGCCCUCAACUCCAUACGCUACAGCUUAAUGAGCGAUCGGGAGAAGGAGGUGGCGCUUGGAAAAUUCCAACUGGCCUGGGAUGGUUUCAUCGAUCGGAAGGCGGAGCAGCUGAGGGCGAGCAGUAGGAAUGAGCGAAUGGCUCGUCCAGCGUACGAUGAGUUCUGCCGGCAGCGGGAGGAGUUUUUCGCCCGGGAACAGGGCCGCGGCCUUGGUGCCAAUCUCGUGCUCAGCCCAUCCGAACAGCGCCUCAACCAGUACGUGAUGCACCUGAAGCAGCAGGAACUGGCCAAAGGUGUGGAGAACCCGUACGAGCUCGUAUCGGCGCGACACUUCUUCGAGAUGCUGGAGCGCAUCAACGAGUCACCACUGUUCCGGUUGAUUCAGAAGAUGCCAAAGGGUGGCGUUUUGCAUGCCCACGAUACGGCCAUCGGUAGUACGGAGCUGAUCGUGCGUGCGACACGCCACGCUCAUCUGUGGCAGAGCGGUAGCAUUCCCCAGGCGGCUGCGGAUCCGAUGCCGGUGUACACGUUCUCGCGCAACAAACCCACGGCGGAGGGUGAGUGGCGUCUGGUAGCGGACAUUCGCAGCACGAUGGGUGACGCAGCGUACGAGGCGGCCAUUCGCAAGAUGUUCACGCUGUACACGACCGAUCCGCUGAAUGAGCAUCGCGACAUUAACGAUGUGUGGCGCAAAUUUAUGGCACUGUUCAUCUGCUUCGAACCGAUGGUUACGUACCGGCCGGUCUGGGAAGAGUACUACUAUGGGUGUUUGGAGGAGUUGCUGGCGGACAAUGUCACGUACCUGGAGUUCCGUGGACUACUCCCACCGGUAUACGAUCUAGAUGAUCGUAAGUACACCCCGGAGGAGAUCGUGCAGAUGUACGUCGAUCAGUCGGAAAAGUUCCUGCGCGCCAAUCCCAAGUUUGCGGGCGUUAAGUUCAUCUACGCACCGUUGAAGUUCUGCGACGACAGCACCUUCGACGGGUACCUUACGCUGGUGCAAACGCUUAAGGCACGCUUCCCGACCUUCAUCGCCGGGUUCGAUCUCGUCGGCCAGGAAGACCUUGGCCGACCGCAUACAGACUUUAACGAGCGAUUGCUUCGUCUCCCGGCUGGAAUUAAUUUCUUCUUCCAUGCCGGCGAAACCAACUGGACUGGACGGCGGGACGAGAACUUGAUCGACGCCAUCCUGUUAGGAACGAAGCGCAUCGGGCACGGCUUCGCCGCCAUCAAGCAUCCGGUCGUGCUGGAGGAGAUCAAGAAGCGCAACAUCUGCAUCGAGCUGAACCCGAUCUCGAACCAGGUGCUGAAGCUGGUGCAAGACUUCCGCAACCAUCCCGGCGGUUUCUACUUCUCCGACAACUACCCGGUCGUGGUUUCGAGCGACGAUCCCUCCUUCUGGUGUGCCUCACCCUUGAGUCACGAUUUCUUCGUCGCGUUCAUGGGACUCGCAUCUGCGCGGGCCGACCUACGGUUGCUCAAGCAGCUCGCCCUCAACUCGAUCGAGUACAGUUCGAUGGAGGGCGAAGAGAAGACGAUCGCCACCCAGAAGUGGACUGCCGCGUGGAACGAGUACGUGGAGGAGAUGCUUAAAACCAUUCCGGCUGAGUUCUAAAACGGUUAAAAGGCUGUAAGCUAGGAUUGUGUAGAUUUCCAAUGGAAACAGUAUUUCUUGUGUGUUGUUCCUUAAGCCUUUGAAAAAAGUGUAAAUUGAUUUGGGUGUUUUUUCGGUUACAAAACAUGCAAAACUCCGUUGUAAACGACUGGUGCCUUAUGAAGAACACGAAUAAAAGAUCACGAA
This is a messenger RNA of Anopheles gambiae (African malaria mosquito), 3586 nucleotides long. RefSeq lists its product as uncharacterized. The coding region runs from base 257 to 3400 and encodes 1047 amino acids. Gene Ontology annotation, biological process: adenosine catabolic process; inosine biosynthetic process. NCBI's taxonomy places the organism in Eukaryota, Metazoa, Arthropoda, Insecta, Diptera, Culicidae. Gene Ontology annotation, molecular function: adenosine deaminase activity. The transcript has 7 exons. The record is from RefSeq and is a predicted model, not a curated record.